CACGUGUGUUGUUCAGGCUUCUAAGGUCCAGCCUCGAGCGCCACCUGCACACGUCACCGGGACACCUUUCCAUGCCCUCUGAGGGGCCCCGUUUCCAGCCAGAGAGAUGGCCAAGGGAGGAGCCAAACCCCCCAAGGGGAAGAAGGUCACCUUGAAGGUGGCCAAGACCUGUAUCAAGAUCACCUUUGAUGGGAAGCGCCGUCUUGACCUGAGCAAGAUGGGCAUCACAACCUUCCCCAGGUGCAUCCUGAAGCUGGAGGACAUUGACGAGCUGGACCUGAGCAGAAACAUGAUUAAGAAAAUCCCGGAGGCAAUCGAUAAAUUCCAGAACCUGCGCUGGCUGGACCUGCACAGCAACCAGAUUGACAAGCUGCCGGAAACCAUCGGGAACCUGCAGAACCUCAUCUUCCUCAACCUCUCCAACAACAGGCUGACGGCCCGCAGCUUGCCCAUGGAGCUGAACCAGCUCAAGAGCCUGCGAAACCUGAACCUGGGCCUCAACCACAUUGACAACCUCCCGACCACCCUGGGGGCUUUAAAGGAGCUGCAGGAGGUUGGGGUCUUCGACAACCUGCUGACCCUUAUCCCGAACAGCGUCGCAAAGCUCCCCAAGCUGAAGAAGCUCAACGCCAAGAGGAACCCCUUUCCUGGACCCACCGAAGAGGAAAUCUUUAUUGAUAACAUCAAGCGCCUGGAGACGCUCUACUUGGUAGAAGAGAAGGACCUUUGCCCCCCGUGCCUGAGGAAAUGCCAGGAUGAGAGGGACAAGCUCAACAAGCUGAAGAACACGGUGCCCGCCCCCCUCAGAAAGCCCAAUUUCUCAAGCCUCAUGACCCCCAACUCCCUGGCAAAGGAGAAUCAAGCCGAGUGGAGGUGAAGAGGCCGCCAGGCCCAUCCCCACCCGAGCCACUCAGCGCAGGGCAGAGGUGGGCGGCCCGACAGAGCGACUGUGCGUCCCUUCCUGAGGAACGAUCCCAACCAAUAAAACAGCCCUGGGUCACAUGGGACUUCUA
This is a messenger RNA of Protobothrops mucrosquamatus (brown spotted pit viper), 1013 nucleotides long. RefSeq names its product leucine rich repeat containing 18 (gene LRRC18). Lineage: Eukaryota; Metazoa; Chordata; Lepidosauria; Squamata; Viperidae. The transcript has 2 exons. Gene Ontology annotation, molecular function: protein binding. The coding region runs from base 107 to 877 and encodes 256 amino acids. The record is from RefSeq and is a predicted model, not a curated record.